AUGACAAGGUGCUACGGAUCAAGCUGCUUGUCAUUUCAACCUCCCAUCUGCACCGUCUCCUUUAUGCACACCCCCGAUCGCGUCUGCAUUGUACUUUUUCGACAAAACUUUCCGGCAUGGCCUCUCAACCGGAAUCAUUUGCCAAUAGUGGCCACACCGACCAUCUUCUCUGAGCCAUCCGCUCGACCGAAGCUCUCAGGUCUGGCGUCUUUCGCGCUGUCGAGUUCCCAGGUGAUUGGAAUUUCCGAUCCCUGCAAACCUUACCCUGCACGACUCCUGCAUUUCGGCUUUGAGAACACUGAAGUCUGCGGAGGCUUGCUGGCUCGCAGCCACAGCAAUCUACCACCGCAAUUGACCGACUUGACUGACCGGCCCACGUCAUGUGACCUCCAAAACAUGUUUUGUACGCCCUUCGUUCCGCUGCACCAGGUUCAGGCCAAUUCACCUGCCGAUGAACGGCGCACUCAAUUGGUGUCUCUGACGAGGUUUGCAACAAAACGGGCACGCCCAGCCAGGCCCAAUCAUCCCCGACUCUCCACGACCGCAUCCUCCACACCACCCUCCACCUUAGUUCGCAUCUUCAGUCGAAUCCCAACGCGUGUUGUUCGCCUCACAUAUAUCCCACCUGACAGCUGUGGACUUAUUCGAAUUCGGUCAAGGGUUGCCAACCUGCAUGCAGGCGCGCCUGACCCGACAAGUCAUAAAGCCCACGCGAGUAUCAACCGAGACCAUGGUAAUUACCACUUGCCAUCUUUCAAUGCCCAUCCGACUCUCCAUAUAGCUCUUUACAACCACUCGCAUGAUAUCCACCCAGCCACUGACGAAUCGUUCCACCGAAAGCCACCCCGAAAAAAGUACGCCUUCGUCUGGACUUGCAAUACUAACAAUGUUUCUCGAUCACAGUGUUGUUGCGGACAAGGCGGUAUGACUGUGGUCAUUGAUCCUUGCCCCAACUGCCGCUAUCCACGCUGCUCUCGUUGUGCCGUCACUAGAGUCCACGAACGGUUUACAAAAAGCGAUAUCUUUGCGGAGCCUAGACACUUCUGUACAACAAACUGCAAACACUACACCGACGUGUAUAAUUCGGGAAUCGGGAACUCAAAAGUUCAUAACAGGCUGGGAAAGAAAAAAAGCAAGACUGUUGGUUUAUACUGUGGCAUUUUUCUUGAUCUCCUGGUCCCCAUCUUAGAUAUCACGAUUACACGAAGCAAUGGGGAUGGUCGGAUCACGAAUGAGAACUUGCCCGGGCACGGACAAAGUCAUGGGCAAGCCGGGGCAUUUUCUUGGCCGCCUAGGUUCUUCAGGCGAGAGCCUAUCUCGAAGAACUGGGAGAACACGGCCUGGGUUACGGCCCAUGUAGAAACUAAGCCUCCAGAAGAAACUGAGGAGGUUAUCUAUCUAACCCCGGGAGAACCCGAAGAGGAAGACCCUAUUUUUUUCCUCAGUACAGAACACAAUUGGGCAGCGGACAAAUCUCGUGUCGCACCUCUUGUUGCCUUCCUUCAGCGCGCAACGCUGGAGGAGCUCCAACAAGGACACCAUCACAUUCCGACUGAUAAUGUUGCCAUACUCGUUGACGGCAACAUUUCGAAGAACAAGGUCCAUCCACGGCAGUAUCUUGGCCCCUUGUCGGCACCUAGAUUACUAGAGGAAUUGCAAAGAAAUCGCUACCAUGAAGACGACAAGGGAGGUGACUCCAUUGACACUGAAAGUGGACAUGAAGCUGACGCAGAACGACGCCUGAUCUACGUCGUUAAUCUCAGUCGGUGGGCCGUCCUCGCGCUCGUGGGAUCUGCUCCAGAAUCACUCUACAGGCAAUUACCCGACUUCUUGCUUAAUUAUAUCCUAUCAAGACCUUCCCUUGGAGUGCAUUUUUCGACUGAUGGUCCCGAAACCUUCGUCAUGCAGUUUUCGUUUCCAUACUGGGUAUGGCGGACGUCGAAAACCUUGAUACGAGACGACCGAGCCAAAAGUUCAGACGAGGACUCCCUGAGAUCUUCACAAGAUGUCACAUUCUUACGCGCUCUUUCAGGCGCUCAAGCUGGUGGUGAGGGUGUCGACGCCAUCUACUCGAGCCACAUCAGCUGCAUUGUGACUGGGUACGAUCAGUUUCGCUGGACCUGCAUACUGCUAUGCGAGGCCUGGUUCGAAGUCGAAGUCAUUGGCUUGCCAACUCCCGAUAGCAUCGCACGAUAUGAAUGUGAGAUGCAGGAUGUGGUGGACACGUUUGGCAUGGUUGAUGUGGUAAAUGCGCUUGAAAACUGCCCGCUUUCAGAUCCUCUAGUUCGUGGAAGAAGUAUGAUGCUCGACUCAUCAACUCUAAUGUGGCUCCCUCGCCCCUAUUUUCUUCGCGUCUUUGAGGUUCGCCUGGGGCAGAUCUAUAAAGAGUUCCAAGGAAUAUUCUACAACUUUGACAAGUGGGUAAAGGGUAUCGGCGUGGAGCAUCAGCGUCUGUUGCAACGCCUGCAUAAGGCUGCGGGUGAUGAUCAGACUACCAUAAGAGUGAGAGAUGUCUUGGAUGAAUUGGACAAUUUCGAAGAUGGCAUCCUUGAAGCGGAAAGGAUAGUCAAAUCACUGUCGCAGACUGUGGAGGGGAUCGUUUCGAGCGGUGACCUGUUCAUGACGACGGACGUGAAUUACUUCCUUCAUGCGGAAGGCCGAACAGGCGACGUAUCAGCCUGUUACGCUUAUUUAUCGCAGAUACGAAGGGCAUUCACGGACCUUCGACAACUGCGCAUAAGAUUUAGGGACCUACAAACCCAAUAUGAGGAAAUGAUUAAGAAGGGAGUAGCUGCGAGGGACAAGGCCUUCCUUCGCUUUAAGUUUCGGAAAGCUCAGCCCACUCCAGAUCCAGCCCCGAUUCCCGCUUCCAUCGUUGUGCCCCAACAACCUUUGGUGGUUUGCGUCUCAGCUUGGAUGACAGUUAUUUCUCAACCGCUUGUCAACAUAGCCGCCAUCUUUGGCUGUGACGAAAUCAUCAAAUUCAGUCGCACGCCUGGGAACUUUCUGAUCUCUCUCGCUCUAAUGAGCCUGGGCAUGCCCAUCAUCAUCUGGGCUUGCAUAGGACUAACCUCUGGCGGAUUUGAAUGGUCAUUCAUCAACUGCUCUCGAGAAAGAGGGAACGCAACCAACGCGAAUCCCAAUCUCAGAGACAGCUUGCAAGAGCCGAUUGAUGGUCCCGCAACUCACCCAAUUCGUCGUGCAACAUUGCACACAAGAUUCAUGAACUGGUGGCAGAGAUACCACGUUGAGGAACGUCUGCCUUUCAGAGCGGCUGUUCCACUGGCGCCACCUCCCCAGGCGGGUGUUGAUCUCAACGUUUUAAAUUUCCGGGCUGGGGCCGAUGCAGAGGAGCAACAUCAUGCUCCAAAUCAAGCAGGGCCAGAUUCAACAGCUUGGAGGCAAGGAACACCCGCAGGCGCGUGGCUGGAAGAGACACAGUCUCAGCUUCGUCGCGAAAAUCUAGUGGACCGAUCUUCUGGACUACACGAAGAAGGGCUUGAGCUUGACGUCAGAUUAUGGUCGUCGGGCAUCCUCUUGACUAUUGAAGUUGAGGGUUACGGUGAACCCUUACUCAUGUUCUACUUCAGCUUUAAUCCCCGCGAAGGCAUUAACUCGCGAUGUAAUUCCGCCCGACCACCACCUCUUUCAAACUUUAUGCAUAGUCACCAGUUUCUUCACCACCUGAUGGUGAUUACCGUUAUCUCGCCUGAUAAACUGUUCCGCAACCACGUAGCUGUGUUUCCCAUAUUCCAAGCUCUAUGCACGGUUAGUAAGAUUCUCGAGCAUCGCCAAAACGAACAAGUAGGAGGAUGGCCCAGCACCCCAGUGCAGGAUCCCAUCUGA
Molecule: messenger RNA, 3846 nt
Organism: Colletotrichum lupini
Lineage: Eukaryota; Fungi; Ascomycota; Sordariomycetes; Glomerellales; Glomerellaceae
Exons: 20
Coding region: 1-3846 (1281 amino acids)
Source: RefSeq, a predicted model, not a curated record